Molecule: messenger RNA, 2007 nt
Organism: Stegastes partitus (bicolor damselfish)
Lineage: Eukaryota; Metazoa; Chordata; Actinopteri; Pomacentridae
Gene: sfxn2
Product: sideroflexin 2
Exons: 12
Coding region: 448-1410 (320 amino acids)
Biological process (GO): monoatomic ion transport; serine import into mitochondrion
Cellular component (GO): mitochondrial inner membrane
Molecular function (GO): monoatomic ion transmembrane transporter activity
Source: RefSeq, a predicted model, not a curated record
CUGCUCAUAAACCAGCUGGCUAAAUUUAACCAGGAGGCCGAGAACAACCUAUCACAGAGCUAAUUAGCCAGCUAGUUAGCAUAACAGUUAGAAAGCACUGCAGCUGUGGACUGGAGCGUUAGCCGCACGUGUUUUUAGCAUCUUUUACAUCUGUGUUGUUAUUAGUAGAGCGCAGGGCCGGGUGUCGGGUUCGGUUUGGUCCGGUUUUCUGUUCGGUACCGGAGGCUGUGCGUGGUUCAGGGUCGGGAUCUGCCCCAGACUGUGAUUGGAGGACGGUGUGCCACGUGCGCAUUUCUUUACUAUCACCAGACGGGCACGUUCAGUUUUUCACCUGACAGGUCGAUCAGAGAGGCGGCUGGAGGAUCUCUACAGCUGCUGACGAGCCUCCCGCCGAGCGAGUCGAGGCCUCUUCAUGCUUCACGCUGAGCCUGCCUUCUAGCAACCACGAUGGCUUCGAGUUCGUUCGACAUCGACGCGCCGCGAUGGGAUCAGACGACGUUCAUGGGCCGAGUGAAGCACUUCUUCAACAUCACCGACUGUCGGACUGCGCUGUUGCCCGACUCCCGCCUGGAUGAAGCCAAAGCUUUGGUAGAAAGCUGCAGGGCCGGAUCCGUCCCUCCCGGCACCACAGAGGAGCAGCUCCACUACGCUAAGAAGCUGUACGACUCGGCCUUCCACCCGGACACCGGAGACCGGAUGAACAUCAUCGGCCGCAUGUCGUUCCAGGUGCCUGGAGGCAUGGCCAUCACCGGCUGCAUGCUGCAGUUCUACAGGACGGUUCCUGCCGUGGUGUUCUGGCAGUGGGUCAAUCAGUCCUUCAACGCUCUGGUCAACUACACCAACCGCAACGCUGCCUCCCCCAUCACUCCCAAGCAGAUCGGAGUCGCCUACAUCACAGCAACCAGCACCGCUCUGGCAACGGCAGUCGGACUCAACCUCUACACAAAGAAAGCUCCUCCCCUCGUGGCUCGCUGGGUCCCCUUCGCAGCCGUGGCGGCGGCUAACUGCGUUAACAUUCCCAUGAUGAGGCAGCAAGAGAUUCUGAACGGCAUCGCCGUCACGGACGAGAACGGCAACAAACUGGGUCACUCUAAGAAAGCGGCGGUAAAAGGCAUCACCCAGGUGGUCAUUUCCCGGAUCACCAUGGCGGCACCAGGAAUGAUCAUCCUCCCCAUCAUCAUGCAACGGCUGGAGAAAUACAAGUUCAUGCAGAGAAUCACGUUCCUCCACGGACCGAUCCAAGUGAUGAUGGUGGGAGUGUUUUUGAUCUUCAUGGUGCCGACCGCUUGCUCGCUGUUUCCUCAGAGAUGCUCCAUGUCCGUGUCCAAGCUGGAGCCCGAGCUCAGAGACUCCAUCAUGUCUCAGUACGGAAGCAGCGUACAACAAGUCUACUUCAACAAAGGCCUCUGAGGCCCGACUAGCUAAGACCGAAUACAUCAUGUAGCGCGUCCUCGUUUUCUAACGAUUAGUCAUCAUGAAAUGCUCGUUUCCUUUUAUUUCAUUUUCAAAUCAGUGCUCCUCUUUGGAAGCCAGCUGUUGAUCGAUCAUGUCGCUUCUUCUUCUGUGAUUCUGCUUCGUGUCAGAUGCGCGGGACUCUCCGUGCUCCUGUUGAGAAACCAAAUGAUCUCAUCUCAGGAACAGCGCCUUUCUUUGCCAGAUUAAGUCUCUGUUAGUCCGUCUUUCAUCCUGUGACCCGUCUGCGGUUGUUUUCAUGGCCUUCGGUCCGCCGAGCUUCCUUACAGUUUGUGCCUUCUUCCAAAGUGGCAGGACUUUGUUUUGUUGGGUUUUUUCUCUCUUUUAACUGACGCUGGUCUGACUGUGAAACCUAAAAACGCCUCUAUGCAUGAGUCCAGCCUGAAACGGUCACUCGGUGCAGCGGAGGCUACUGCCCUCUUCUGCCAGAAAGGAGGUAGAUUUAUCGGACGGUUUGCCAGUUGGAUCUUUUCACUGUUGUAAACUCUGACCUCGGUAGAAGCUGGAAUAAAACCACACCGGUAUUUGAAAAAA